This is a messenger RNA of Vicia villosa (hairy vetch), 1321 nucleotides long. RefSeq lists its product as uncharacterized. Gene Ontology annotation, cellular component: membrane. Gene Ontology annotation, biological process: transmembrane transport. The record is from RefSeq and is a predicted model, not a curated record. Gene Ontology annotation, molecular function: transmembrane transporter activity. The transcript has 11 exons. Bases 108 to 1133 code for a protein of 341 amino acids. NCBI's taxonomy places the organism in Eukaryota, Viridiplantae, Streptophyta, Magnoliopsida, Fabales, Fabaceae.
CGAAUUUCAAAUCCCAUCAUCAUUCAUCUCUCAAAUCACAAUGAAAUUCAGUUCACAUUCCAAUAUUAUCAUAAAAUGAAUUAACAAAGAAAGAAAAAUUUUCAACAAUGAAUUGGACCAGCAUGAGAAUUUACUUGAGCAGCAAUGCAACUCUAAAAGUCCUUGGCAUACUUCUUCUUGGUCAAAUAGUAUCUUCCGCAGUUGCACUCAUGAGCAUCACUACUUCUCUCAUUGCUGAAUUUGGUGUUGAUACACCUUUAACUCAGAGCCUUCUUACAUAUGGAUCUUUAGCUUUGGUUUAUGGAAGUAUAUUGCUUUAUAGGCAUCAAAAACCUAUGGUUUCUUGGUAUUGGUAUUUAUUAUUAGGUUUUGCUGAUGCUCAAGGGUGUUACUUGGUUAUCAAAGCAUAUCAGUACAGUUCAAUUACAAGUGUAACAUUACUAGACUGUUGGACAGUGCCUUGGGUGAUUCUACUCACAUGGAUCUUCCUUGGCACAAGAUAUUCACUAUGGCAGUUAUUUGGUGGAACAUUGUGUGUGCUUGGUCUCUCUUUAGUCUUACUUUCUGACACUUGGAGUGGUGGUGGAGGUGGAUCAAAAAUUAUCUUGGGUGAUGUACUUGUUAUUGUAGGGACAGUUUUCUAUGCAAUAAGCAAUGUUGGCGAGGAAUUUUGUGUUAAGAAAAAAGAUCGAGUUGAAGUAGUUGCAAUGCUCGGUGUUUAUGGAUUUCUAGUUACGGCCGUUGAAGUUUCAAUUUUAGAAUUGAAGACUCUGGAAUCAAUCAAAUGGUCUGCAGAUAUUGUCCUUGCUUUUGCUAGCUAUGGUGUGUCAAGCUUCAUCUUUUACUCACUUGCUCCUUUUGUUCUUAAGUUGAGUGGAUCAACAAUGUUUAAUCUUUCUCUUUUAACGGCUGAUAUGUGGGCAGUGGUUUUCAGAGUUUUCUUUUAUCACCAAAAGGUGGAUUGGUUAUACUUUGUCUCUUUUGCAGUUGUUGGUAUUGGUCUAACAAUUUAUUCUACAACAGAGAAAAAAUCAGUUCCUGCAGCAGGUACUACUAUUGAGGAAAAUGAGAAUCUGAACACAGAAUACCAAAUACUUAAUGGUGAAAGUGAAGGUGUAACCACAUCAACUUGAUCAAACCAAUGAUUCUUUUGUUUCAUGAGGGAAAUCUUAUUCUGCAUUGAGCUAGCUAUUUUUGUGCUUGUCUUUAUACUUAAUUAGAAAAAUAAGUUGGACCAUAAAUAUAUUCUUUAAGAAAUAACUAAAAUAAAAAGUUAUGUCGGUUUAUUUAGUAAAAGACAAAUAAUAAUUUUUUUUUACUA